This is a messenger RNA of Girardinichthys multiradiatus, 2330 nucleotides long. RefSeq names its product angiopoietin-4-like. Bases 1402 to 2178 code for a protein of 258 amino acids. The record is from RefSeq and is a predicted model, not a curated record. Lineage: Eukaryota; Metazoa; Chordata; Actinopteri; Cyprinodontiformes; Goodeidae. Gene Ontology annotation, biological process: angiogenesis; Tie signaling pathway. The transcript has 6 exons. Gene Ontology annotation, molecular function: receptor tyrosine kinase binding.
UUCAAUUGAAUUGACUUUGUAAAGUGCCUUGAGACGACAUGUGUUGUGAAUUGGCACCAUUUACAUAAAACUGAAUUGAACUGAAUUAUGUAAAACGGAUUAAAAUUAAAAAUCUGAAAAAACUGACAGUAAGGUAACACGUCGAGUGCUGAAGGGAUCACUUGAGCUGAGGGAACACAACAUAGACACAAGACAAGCAAUGCAAAAGAAAAUGAAGAAAUUAAAGAAAUUGAUUUUAAGAAUAAAAAAAAAAAAAGAAUUUCUCAAUCAAAAACAACAAAGCGAGUGCAUUGCAAAAGAAAAAGGCAGAAGACUCCAAACAUGUAUCCUGAGUUUGUUCAACUUGCCCUGUUUAUAUUUUUUUAUAAAAAACACAAAACAAAAUGCUCAAAGGCAACAUUCCUUAAUAGCUUUAAAGGCAUUUCUUCUCUGGAUCAGCCAGAGGAACCUGUUUGCCAGUUUACCAACACGGUGAACCUGUCCCAAAUCUGUCUCUGGAUUGAUGUUCCACCCAUACUUAGUUUUCUUAUUUUUUACUGCUGUUAUUUAGGGCAAUUGCCUAUUUAAAAUGCAAUUUAAAUCUUUUUAUCCUGGCAGGAUAUACACAUUUAUAAUUCAAAGCUCCUGUGCUGACUUAGGAUUUUCAGCAACUAUAAGUGUUAACAUUUUCAGCACCUAACAUGUAUCUGUGUAUUUGUUUCCCUGGCCCUUGAUCAAUAUUUGGCUGAUAGGUGAUGCUCAACAUUUCAAGAUGAUUUACUGAAAUGUUUUGUGCAUCUAAAACAUACAUAGCAAAGUUUUAAAAUUCCUUCAUCAUGCACCAAAUUUGAAAGGAAAUCUCAGGGAAGCAUCGUCUUAACAUCAGUUGAAAGCAGUUAAAGACUAGACUGUGUUUUUGAUGUUCAGCAAGUUUGUUGGAGCUCUUAGAGUUGAACUGUAAAACCAGGCAGGCUUUCAGAACACUACCUGGACAUAUUGGGUCAGCCAUGAAUGUUAGUAUUGGGUGUUUCUGGCCUGGAAAUUCCUCCCACUUGUGAAACUUGUUUCUGUAUGAAAAUGCAAUCAUUGCAGAUGACAAUCUCUGUCCAGUUGUUCAGGUAUUUUUCCCUCUCAGUCUGACCUGACAGAAACAAUUACCAUAAAUAUGUGAACGGAGUGGUGGGUUUCCCAGAGUUUAAAAAGAGCUCCUUCUGUGCAGAAGUUUGAGAUAGGUUACGAGGUUUACUCAUCACACAGGUAUGUAUUUGAAGAAAGACAAACAUUGUUGCUUGCAUUUGUACGUUCUGUGUAAAAAAAAAAAAAAGCAAUCUACUAUAUUACAAUUUUACCUAAUAUCAAAGUUGUUCAACUUAUUUGCCUAUUAUUUGAAGUGAACAGUUUGCUUUUUAAAUUCAGGUCAGAAUGAAGACUCUGCUCAACUAUCUUGGGUUCAUAGUGGGCCUUCUGUUGAGCUGCUCAGUCCAUGCUGCGAAAAGAACUCUUCCUGAAGACUGCACAGAGAUUCAGAAACUGUCACCUCAAGCACCCAGUGGAGUUUAUGAAAUCCAGCCAGCUGGAGGCACCACCCGCUUCAAGGUGUACUGUGAGAUACGUCCAGAUGGUGGCUGGGUAGUGUUUCAGAGACGAACUGGAGGAGUGGUGUCCUUUGACAGGAAGUGGGCAUUUUACAAAUAUGGUUUUGGAUCUCUAGCAUAUGACCACUGGCUCGGUCUGGAGAAUGUCCAUCUUCUGACUAAGGGCAAAACAAAAAAGUGGACUUUGAGGGUGGACCUGUGGGACCAUGAAGGUGGCACCGCAUUUGCUGAGUACAAGAACUUCAACCUUGGAAAUGAGGGAACAGCUUAUAAACUUCAGGUUGGAAGAUAUAGCGGAAACGCAGGUGACGCCAUCCGUGGGACCUAUCUGGGUAUUGACCAAAACAACUUUGGUUUCAGCACCAUCGACCGUGACAAUGACGGCUGUUCCCCGUGCAUCUUUGGUGACAUCGCUGAAGCAGAGUGUGCCUUAACCGAGGGCGGCGGUUGGUGGUACAGUCGCUGUGGCUCUGCUAGCCUGAAUGGUGUAUGGCAUCCUUUUGGCGAACACAUUGGCUGGGCGUCGGGUCUCCACUGGCUGACAUGGAAACCUCCUGCGCCUUAUUCAGCCAAGGCUACCAGAAUGAUGAUCAAAUCUGAGUGAUUCCUGCUGCCAGUUUCACUUUGGGUUAAAGUUUUUAUUUUUGGUAAUUUUGGAUGUCGAGGGUCUAACUACAAUGAGGAAAUUCACCCAUGCACAUUUUCAAUUUAUAAAGUCAAAAUGUCUCUAAAAUGAAAAUAAAGGUUUUGACAUGC